UUGUAACACUUCAAUUUUCUUUAGACGACAUAUGGUGAUGCCAGGCAAAGAUGGCUGUCUGCCUGAAAUGUUUGGAUACUGGCCUUGGGUCAAAUGUUCUCUUGAGUGCCUCACUUUGCAGUUACAUCUAGACAAACCUAAUAGGGGUCUUGAAUCCUGCACGUAGACAUUUGCUUCAUCUCUUACUUGUUUUUCUCUACGUAUUGAUUUUGAACGCCUUUAGGAGGGGUCUGCCACCCCCAUUUCCCCCCCAGGUGUGAUGUUCCCCCUUCUCUUAACACCCAGCAGCUUUUCCCAUUCGCGGGUGUGACUGCCAUCCUGAAGUCAUUUGCGUUUGGGAGCCCUGGUCCUGCACAGCCCUCGACAGAGGUGGGAAGAGCCCUCAUGCAAACCCAACCGAAAGUCUUUUCCAUUGGCUCCGGUUCUUAUCUCAGUCCCAGGGCCCUGAGUUAAAAACCCGGAAGUAGCCACGUCAGAAAGGAAGAGCUGGUCCUCCAGUACCGGAGUGCUCUCUGAAAAAACAAGCCAGCACGACUCAGGUGUGACUAGGUGUGAGGAGUCCUCAUUCUUACCUCUGCCACAGUCCUGGGCAUUGUCACGGUGCUCCGGCAGAGAGCCCACUCCACAGAACAGUAUCAGCCUCUGCCGCCUUGUCAUGACUCCGUGGAAUCCAUGCAGGUGUUCAAACAGCACUGUCAAAUAGCAGAAGAAUACAAUGAGGUCAAAAAGGAAAUCGCUCUGCUUGAGGAAAGGAAAAAGGAGCUCAUUGCCAAGCUGGAUCAGGCAGAAAAGGAGAAGGUGGACGCCGCUCAGCUGGCCCGAGAAUUCGAGGUACUGAUGGAGGAGAACCGGACAUUGAAGUUGGCUCAGUCCCAAUGUGUAGAACAGCUGGAAAAACUUAGAAUACAGUAUCAGAAGAGACAGGGCUCAUCCUAACUUGAAACUAUUCAAUGUGAGCAUAAAAGGUCGGUGACUGUUGUGUGCUGGCCAAAAGAUUUUCAUUUUAAAGGGAUAGUGUGUAAAACCUACUGUUUCUUUCUAUUACCCACGUGGCAAACAUCUGUAAUGAAUUUAAUGCUUGCCAGAUCAAGUUUGUGAGAAGGGAGAUUAUAUUUUAAAUAAGAUGAUUAAAGCAAGCCUAUUGGCAGUAUACGUUUUCCGAGAUCAUAACUCACUUCCAAAGAUACAUUUUUUUUCUUAUUUACGAAGAUGUGAUCAGAGUGUACAUCAGGGUAGAAAAAGAUGAAAAUAGAAUAUUAACUGACUCCGCUAACAAUUGUGAACAGAAUUAAGCCAGGAAAACAAACUAGUAAGAUGCUCACUGUAGUUUCAUACCCGUGUAUUUUUAAAUUUCGUGUCUCGAAUAUUUCAACUAUGCUCAAACCUGAAGUCAGAAACUUCUGCACACAUUUUUAUGUUCACCAGAGUUAGGCUUAAUCCCUCAAUGAUUGAUUGUACUGAGAAUAAAUGGUUGCAUAUCAUAAAAGAUUUCUCAUGAAAAUAUUAGCAGAAAGCAUGUUUGUGCCAAAAGCACACUGCCAGUGCUAACUUGCUGUUGUAAUAAAAAGCUGAUAAGGCUGCAUUUUUUUUUCACGCCAUGUUACCUGACGGUAAACAUCUCUGCCUUUGCUUGUGUGUGUUCUGGGGGCAUGCGGGAAAUGGAAAAGUAUUGUUUGGAUGUUGCUUUGGUGAGUUCCCAUGAAAACAUGAGUAAAACUAUGACUAUGACUUUGUUUUGGAUUUAAGGAGAGGUUUUGGAUCAGUGAUAACUAAUAAGAAUAUAUGAGUAAUUUCAAGAAUAAAAUGAUUCGUCUCUUGUUCCAACUAUCACCAUAGUUCCCCAAAUGGAUCUUUGUUUUAUGUCCAUUUCUGUUCAUGUAACUUCUUUUUCAUUAAACACGAAUCAAACUGUCA
This is a messenger RNA of Felis catus (domestic cat), 1914 nucleotides long. It is a transcript of the gene MAP3K7CL, whose product is annotated as MAP3K7 C-terminal like. The transcript has 3 exons. Gene Ontology annotation, cellular component: cytosol; nucleus. The record is from RefSeq and is a predicted model, not a curated record. The coding region runs from base 673 to 936 and encodes 87 amino acids. NCBI's taxonomy places the organism in Eukaryota, Metazoa, Chordata, Mammalia, Carnivora, Felidae.